CUCUAUUUGGUUAAACAAGAAACUUGCUGCAUGUAUGAUGAUGCGUCGAUUCUGAUCACCAUGGGAAGAGGAGAAAAAAUACCACAAGAGAGAACAGCUAGUGGCAUGCUCGGAAAGCAGAACGAGCUUGAUAGAGGCAAAAGGUUUCUUCCACUUCGGGAAUAAAUCCUUGCAUCUCUUGCAGGAUUAUCUCUACAAACAAUAAGACUCAACCGUAAAUAAGUGAAAAAAACUAACACCACACCAUGUUUGACCCACUUCGCGGGACGGUGCGACAGCGCCUUUUCGAGCCGCGGCGAUCAGUUUGUGAGAAAAAAAGGACGGAUGGGGAAGCCUGCGGGAUGGAAAGAAAAAUGAACGUCGUUCUUCGUGGGAGUUAUUUCUUGCCGGGGCAGGAGCAGGCCUACUGCAGUAGCAACACCGCAACGUCUCCUUCCGACGAUUCGCCGUGCUCAAGUCCCGUUGACAAAAAAUUCGACCUGCGAAGGAUGUCCCCCCACGAGAACUGCACUUUCUCCGGAAAUGGAAGAGGACAGGCUGCACUUUCCUACACAUCUCCCUCGGUGAAACUGUUGCUUUUCCUACUUCUGCUCUUGCCGAACGCAUUUUUCGUUAAUUGUCGCGCAUCCGCAGAACAAAUCCGCGAAGGAGAAGCAGCCAGUCGUUCUUCCAACGACGGGGUAGUAGAGGAGCUACGAGGACCACCCGCGCCACCUUCUUCGGGACAGCAUGCUGUUGAGCUGAACAAGAGUCCUCGUCGUGGUCCCGCUUCAACAUCCACCUCAUAUCCAGUCCUGGAUUCGUCUUUGCUAGUACAACCUGCUGAGAUGUUGAACAAGACUCCUCCCCCGUCCACCUCGUCCGUGCUGGAAGUCGAACUACAGGAGAAGGAGGAGGAAAAUGAAAAACUUCUGGUUGACACAGCCAAGCACAAGCAAGCGGAACAACAACGCACCGGGGAAGCGGAAGCGAAAAUCGACCGCGCGAAGUUGAACCAGCACGAAGCUGCGCACAGAGUGACUAUCAACUGGAAAAAUGUCUGGGUCUGGAAGGUUGGAACUUGUGAUGCUGUCCCUGGAUUCGAAAAAAAUUUGUAUUGCUUGAGCAGCAAAGGGAGCGUAAUGCUUGCUACGCGGGGAGGGCAUUUGUCAUGCGGAAUAGGCAUCAAGAAGCCCUCAAAAAAUCUGUGAUGCUAGGGCAUGCAUCACAGACAUCAGGGCUCAUGCAAAACGUGCAUGACAAGUCUCAGAAUCUUCCAGACCCAGACAUUUUUACAUUUGAUAGUGACCCUCAACGAACAAAAGCAGAUGGCUACAGCUUCCACCAAAGCAGAAACCGCACAGCAAGAAGAAAAAUCGACGCGUAAGAAGUCCGAGCAGCAGCAGAAGCUGCAGAAAUUGCAGAAGAAAGGAAAACACCAGGCGGGAGAACAAAAAACGACUGCGCAGGAGCGCCGGAUCAUGAACCGCGAACAAAGAAACAGGGCAAAGGAACAACUAGCGGAGGUCGCGCGCGCGAAGCAGAUGGCCAAGCAAGGAGCGCGGCAGAGUUUCGAUAUCGGAGGUUUCGGCGACGACGUAUACAACCACAUCGAGCAGGCCUGGGACGCAGCCGGAGAAAAAGCCUGGGAUGCUGCGAUGGACGCUACGAAUCUAAAAGAGCACAUGCCGGGCGAGGUCUACGAGGGAAUCACGGACUGGUGGAAUAACGACGUCUGGACUAUCGAUAACGCGCACGAGUUAUCAAUCGCAAAUAUAAUGUUGUCUGGGCCUGGGAGGAUGCGAGCUUUGUCAUGCUUGUCUGGCAUGACAGACUGAAGAACUUGUGAUGCGUGUCCAAAAAGAUACCCUUUGCUGGUCAUGCAGAAACGCAGUUUAUUGUCAUAGGAAAAACGCAGCACUAAGCCGCACAAAUAUUUCACAUGCUUGGCUGUGCAUUACAGAGCUGCAUUCACUAUUCACAACCCAGCAUCACAAGUUUCCAAACCCAGACAUAUUUGCAAUGCAUACGAUUGGUGGCAGGACGAGGACAACGCUGACGAUCACAAUUUUCAAGGUGUGUUGGACGCCUGGAACGGGCAGGAGGAUAUGCACGACAAAGUGGGCCAGGUCGCCACCGUCGCGGGCACGGCAGCGCUGGGCGUAGGAGCGAUCGGCCUAGCGGCGCGGGGCUCCGGGAAGAAGGAUACAACCGCCAAGGCGGGUAUGAAGGCGUCAGGAUUGAAAUCAUCAAAGUUGGAAUAGUUUGCGAUGCAUAAAAUGCAACCCACAGAAUGCCUGUCUUGCAGAGAAGGGAAGGGAGGCAGAUUGUAAGCCUGUUGAGGGGUAGAAAUAGACCUGCUAAAGUAGCAUGAAAAAAGGCGUCUACCUUACCCAAACAGAAUUACAAACUGGAUUUCGGUUCUGCCCAAAUUUGUCAUGCGCCAAUUGAAAACUAGACGCCAAAUGGUAUCCGCUUUAUGCAUCACAAAUUAUUUUAACUUUGUCGAUUUCGGUCCUGACACUACCAUAGCGGGCGCAAAAGGCGGCGGGAAGGGCAAGGGAUCGAAGGCUGCUGGUAUGCCCAAGGAGGUAUUAAGAGGAAAAAUCCCCCCUCCCCAUAUCGAAAAAGAAUGUUUCCAAAAAUUUGUGUUGCGGAUUUGAGGUCACAAAUCACAUCUGUCUUGCAAGAAGGCAAGCCCAGAGAUUCCGCCGCCUUAUGGAGGCGAUUUGUGAUGCUGUUUCACGUAAAUGGCAGGCCUCUGUCAUGCUAAGUGCCUACAACAAAACACCCCUACGCAGGCUGAGGCUUUGCUUGUAGUGCCUCACUGCAAUACAAAGCUGAUUUGUGUACACAAAUCCAGCAACAGAAGUUUCCGUUUCGAUAUGGGGCGGGGGGAUUUUUCCUUCUGAUAGGACGAGGAACAGUCGGAAGAACAAGGUGACGGGGACAAUUCUGCGCCGGCUGCCGCCCGUGCAGAAGCCGCGCCGCCAUCAGCAGCUGCCGCGGCACCGGCCGAACCAAGUGCAGUGGAGCAACGGGAACCGCCGGCAGGAGAGGCAGCCCCUGUGACGCCGUCGGGCCAAGAUCAACCGGACAAGCAGCAGCCCGGCGGUGCCGUCGAAGCAGCAGAUGAUGAGGAACUACCACCAGAGGACGGCGGAGGAAGUGGCGGAGAGGAAGAUGCCGAGCCCGUGUCCCGGAAAAGCAGCCGGAAGAAAAAAAGCAAAAAUGCUCGUGAAGGUAUGGGGUUCUCAAACGUUACAUUCUCAACUUUUUUACAGGGGUUUGUCAUGCAGAACUACCAUCAAGAUCCAAACGAGCAAGCUGCCUCGCAUGACAAAUUUGCGAGGAAGGAUGAAACAGCGGCUGAAUCUGUGCGGAAUUUGUAAUGCUAGAGGUGCAGCCUCCCCCUUUGACGUUUGCUAUGCUUGCAUAUACAUAUUCGUGUAACCGUUGGGAAUGUAACAGUUGAGAAUCCCAUAGAAGAGCCGGACGGGGACGGAGGAGUCGCAGCGGGCGAGGUGGACGAGCCGAAGAAAAAAGGCAGCAGGGGUGAAAAAGACAAGAAGAAAAACAAGGGCAAGAAGGGCAGGAGUGAAGACGAGCAGCCGGCGGAGGAAGUAGAAGAUGCUGGCGCAGCGGAUGUGGAAGACGGAGAUGGAGGGAAAAAAAACAAAAAAAGCAAGAAAGACAAAAGUGCGGAUGAAGGAAAAAAGAAGAAAAAGAGCAGCAAGAAAGACAAAGUAAAGGAGGUCGUGAAAGAAGUCGAGGAGAAGGUUAAGAAGAAGGGCGACAAGAAAAAGAAGAAACAAAAGGGGGCCAGCGCUGCCAGUUCAUUCUUGGAAGAAGGAACCAGGGAAGAAAAACUGCCGCCACACGACGGCGUUCUUGCUGGCUCAACAUCCGGUUCAACGUCAUUUUCUGCUCAACAGCUUGCAGGCGACAGGACGAGCUACGAAACGAAACCUGCUAGCCAGGACAACGAUAAAACGGUGCUCACGCAAGAUACUGCAACUUCUACCCGGGACGGCGAACAUAGUAAUGACGUCACACCAGCUGCAGCACGUGAGUCACACAGUUCCAUUUUGCAACAACACCACCCCGCACAAGAGGAAGCAGUGGCAACGGAAGAAUCUUCGCACGAACAAGGAGCAGGAACUGCGUUUUCAGUAGCGGAAGUUCCUGACGCAGAGACUUUUUUGGAACUCCAGGGCGGGUUCAACAACGAUGUUGCAGAAGUUCUUGCGCCGCCGCUACAAAAUGGAAUCUCCGCAGCUCCAUCUACAUCUACUGGGGUAGUAGAUGACCACACGACGCUCAGCUUGCCAGGUGGACGAGACUCCACCUCUCACGACGCGCAUGAUGUGCUGGAAGAUGCACAGGAGCCGCAUUUCUCAGAACUACAAUCCACACCGAAUGCCUUCUCCGCUCUGGAAGAUACUACGGUGGAAGCAAACAAUCGGAAUCAUCUGCAAAAUCAGCGCGAACCCACGACAACAGGUGCCAGUACUUCUAGUGAGCCGGCGGCUUCUUCUACGGCUGAAGAACUCUCGCAGCAGUUGUUGCACAGCAACUACAUCUUUCCGACGUCCCAAUUAUCGAAUCCCGCAGUGACGUCCGCGCAAACAAGAACGAAAAACUUCAACCUCCGGGGCAGUGGAAAACUGCAAGCGAAGAGGCAGAAGAUUGUCGUGGAGGAAACGACCGGGAAUGUGCAACUACAAAUCGUUCCGGAUGUACUUGCGAAUUCUGCGGAGAGUAGUACAACUGGUACUACCAGACACCGAAACAUGGUCGAAGAUCCAGCAAAUACAAUCGCUGACCGUCAUCAACGACAAGACGAGGAACUGCUAAAAGUGCUGGGGGAUGACGAAGAAGAGGACGAGGAGGAGGAGGACUACGACGUUUCAACUUACGACACGCUGCUCGAAGACGAAGAAAAUAACGACGAGAACUACAGCCAAAGUAGCCUCGCAGCUCCGAAGCCAACGGCAACCAUCUUCUCGACGAGCCGCCUGGGGAAUUCAUUCUGGCCCGCCAGCAUGGCAGACGCAGAAGCGAUCGCGUCGUCCUGUUGCACCUCCGAGUUUUUCAUUGUCGCCGCUUACGCAUUUUUGCAAACCACUGCGACGCUGAAUCAUCGAUACUUGAGAAGAGGUGUUUUUGUCAUGCAAUAUAGAUGGAAAGUGCGAGACCGAGAGAAUAUAAUGUAUCAUUACGUGUCUUCCACUACUCAUCACCAGUUUGUACCUACGACACGAGGCGGCGUAGUGUUUGCGAUGCAUACCUGACUCUUGCUCAUCGUCUUCCUCCUUCUCGGGUUCCAAUUUUCGGCCGCACGGGAGAAAAGGGGAAAGCUCGAGCGCGCGCGAGCGGUGGAGCAGGCGAUGCUGAUUGCGCAUCAGAAAUUCCUGUUCGAGGAGGUCGAAGAGGAGGAGUGGGUUAGUGAAGCCGAAAGCGAUAUCCUGAGUAAAAACGUACCCACACCAGAGUUGUAAUGCAGAUUUGCAAAGACAGGAAGACUUGUAAUGCGCAUCCGCAUGAGAGCCAUUUCCAGUCGUGUUUUGGAAUUUGUGAUGCUGUGAACAGGAUGAGCAGACGAAUCUGUGACGCGGCUGCACUUGCUAACCUGCACUACGCUGCAGAGUGCAGCUUGUCAUGCGUGACUCACAAAACUCGGAGGUUUGUGCUGCAAAAUCCCCAUCCUGACUCUGGUGUGGGCACGUUUUUACUCAGGAUAAGCGAAAUCGAGAACGAAGAACAAGAAGAUAGCGAGGAGGUGGAAGGGAAAUAUACAUCAAAGGCAACUGCUACAACAACUUCUAGUACUUCUUCUCCGACUUCUUCAUCUUCCCCCGCACCGGGUAGUUCGUCUUUCAGUUUCGCCACGGUAGCAAAGAAUCUGUUUGCCAAAGUGUUUCCCGGCAGUGAUGCAUCCUCGUGCUCAGCCGACGCCGAGACGAGCGUGCCUGAUACCGCCGCCCAAAUGUUUCACGCGAACGAUUCCAGUGUGGUGUGGCGCGAGAAGACUUGUAGUAGAGCCAGGUCUUUGACUACCUGCGGCGCCACCUGCGACGCGGGCUCGGGAGAUGAUCAUGGCGCUCGUGGUUUUUCCUGCAAUGUUCCAGUAGAAGCUGCUGAAGGAGUAGACCAGGGCACUUUCGCAGCGAUGGGAACUACAAACAGCACAACUAUCGCACAAGAACUACCACAACUGACUGCGGAAGCAGAAAGCACAUCAGUUCUAGCGGAGCCAGAACCGGAACAUGGGGUGGAGGAGUGUCCAGCGGCUGGGCGGGAGAGAAACCACUCUUGCGAGGCGUGGCUGUAGGCUACGAUCGCCUGCUGCGGCGAAGUAUCUUUUCAUACAAUUACCCAGGUCUUGGGAAAGCAAAUAAACGAUCACACUCAGACGACAGGAAUUUUGUUUUACGUUCAAGUUUCAGUUUUAGCAGACCAUUUCAAGAAAGCAUUUUAUUUUCAGUUUAUACUUUUAAUUUAACAGAAUUUGACUACUAUUUGCAAGUAUAACUUGUUUCACUCGGAAAAUUAUCACGUAACUAUUCAGAUUGUAACAAAGGAACUUUCAGAUGAGUUAGACGUCGAGCACAAGAACCCUUUUCACUACGUUAAUACACCUUUCUCCCCAAAUUCAAACUUCGCCGUUGUUGUAUGAUCUGUGUACACGCCAAAAUUAGUUUCCUGGAUAAAAAGUGGUAGAGCUACUUGCCAACUCGAUUAUUAUAUCCGAAAUGUUGAAACGAAUGCGAAAAAUGAAAAUAUUCAGAACGCACCGAAAUUAAUACGAACUUGUAUUUGCCAGCUUUCAAGAAACAAUACGACUUUUCCUUAUUCGCGAUUGACACUAAAAAAAAACUUCUGUAAAAUGCUAUCAGACUUCUCCACUCUAUUAUUUCCAACAGGUAGAAGAAUUACAGCGAAGCACAAGCGGUGAAGAAAAUUAAAAUAAGCACCUCGCGCUUAAUAUCCGUUGUACAAAAUAAAAAUCGUGACGAAGAGGUGCGCAGAUUAAGAUCGAAAAAGAAAAACUAGAAGAGGACUUCAAUAUCUGUAUACAGUUUGUGGAAAAUCGAAACGCAAGAAGAAAA
Messenger RNA from Amoebophrya sp. A120, 7091 nucleotides. The record is from the annotation of a GenBank genome assembly. NCBI's taxonomy places the organism in Eukaryota, Dinophyceae, Syndiniales, Amoebophryaceae.